Messenger RNA from Corythoichthys intestinalis (scribbled pipefish), 10622 nucleotides. Its product is annotated as ras/Rap GTPase-activating protein SynGAP-like. The transcript has 21 exons. Lineage: Eukaryota; Metazoa; Chordata; Actinopteri; Syngnathiformes; Syngnathidae. The record is from RefSeq and is a predicted model, not a curated record. Bases 533 to 4303 code for a protein of 1256 amino acids. Gene Ontology annotation, biological process: regulation of GTPase activity.
GCGAGCGCCUCUUCUGUCCUCCCGCCGCCGUCUUUAAUCGCAAUCGCUCUGCGGAAGAGAUCGCCGCUCCGGUAGCGAUUUACUGGACCUUAUUAUGGAUUUUCUUCCCCAAAGAGUUUAGUCGAAAACGGAAGGAGAAACGUCACGAAGGACAAAAUAAUGUCGCACAAAUGUGGAUGUUUACCUUUUUUGGAUGGCGGUUCACGUCUGUGAGGGUUAAAAGUGUUCUUAACGCGGGACUUCCGAUUGAUUCCAGGCCCGUAAACGCAUCAUGACCACAGCCAGAAGGCUCCAAAGAGAGAGUGCAACAUCCCAGCUGCCCCUGGUGGUACCCACUAGAGUUGGAGGAGAGCAAGAAGAAGAGAGGGGAUGAGUAAAGGGUCACUCCAGGGGGACGCUCAGGUGUGAUUCUCAACCCCGCCGCUGUCGCCGUGGCAACCUGACAACCGGCCCAGUGGGUCCGCAGCCUCGGAUGUGACUGAGCUGUCAACGUUUCUUCGCCGGGAAGCAACCCCCCAUCAUUUUUGGCUGCAUGGACGCGCCGUCAAAGUCGUGGCUGCCGCAUCAGGGUCAGUUUGGGUUAGGUGGUCAAGUGGAAGUGUGCUGUGGUGGAUCCGGCGUUUUAACCCCAAACCAAUCACGGAGGGCAAGUUUUGCCUCUGUGCGACAGUCAAGCAUGGAAACGCCUCCCAACACCACCCCACAGUCCUUCAGACAGCCAAGUUUCCUCAAUCGAAGGCUGAAGGGCUCCAUCAAGAGGGCCAAAAGCCAGCCCAAACUGGACCGGACGAGCAGUUUCCGACAGAUGAUUUUGCCUCGGUUCCGUAGCGCCGAUCAAGAAAGGACACGCUUGAUGCAGAGUUUCAAAGAAUCCCACUCCCACGAGUCGCUGCUUUCUCCCAGCAGUGCUGCCGAGGCUUUGGACUUGGUGCUGGACGAAGACGCCGUCAUUAAACCCGUCCAUUCUAGCAUUUUAGGGCAAGAGUAUUGCUUUGAGGUUACAACUAAUUCAGGGACAAAAUGUUUUGCCUGCCGUUCCGCUUCGGAGAGGGACAAGUGGAUUGAAAACCUGCAAAGAGCUGUCAAACCCAACAAGGACAACAGCAGGCGAGUGGAAAAUGUGCUCAAGUUAUGGAUCAUUGAAGCCCGGGACUUGCCAACGAAGAAGCGCUACUACUGUGAGCUGUGUCUGGACGACAUGCUAUAUGCCCGCACCACCAGCAAACCUCGCACGGACACCGUCUUCUGGGGCGAGCAUUUCGAGUUCAACAACCUGCCCACCAUUCGUAGCCUUCGCUUGCACCUCUAUAAGGAGACGGACAAAAAACGACGCAAGGAGAAAAGCACAUACAUCGGCCUUGUCAGCAUCCCCAUCUCCAGCAUCACAGGCCGUCAAUUUGUAGAACAGUGGUAUCCCGUCAUCCAGUCCAGCGUUUUAGCCAAAAGCGGCGGUGUCGGGAGUGGCAAAAUUAUCAACGCCUCACUUCGUGUCAAAUCCCGCUACCAAACCAUGAACAUCCUCCCCAUGGAGCUGUACAAGGAGUUCGCUGAGUACAUCACCAACAACUACCGAACACUGUGCGCAGUUCUGGAGCCGCUGUUGAGCGUGAAAAGCAAAGAGGAAGUGGCGUUUGCCUUGGUGCACAUCCUCCAAAGCACUGGGAAAACCAAGGAGUUUCUCUCUGACAUGGCGAUGUGUGAAGUGGAUCGAUUCAUGGAGCGCGAGCACAUGAUUUUCCGGGAGAAUACACUGGCUACAAAAGCUGUGGAGGAAUACCUCAAGCUUAUUGGGCACCGAUACCUCAAGGAGGGAAUAGGUGACUUCAUCCGUGCAUUAUACGAAUCAGAGGAAAACUGCGAGGUGGACCCCAUGCGAGUCCCGCCCUCGGUGCUGGCUGACCACCAAGCUAACCUUCGGAUGUGCUGUGAGCUCCUACUCUGCAAGAUCAUCAACUCCCUCUGCAUUUUCCCCCGUGAGCUGAAGGAGGUGUUCGCAUCAUGGCGGGCCCGGUGUGCAGAACGCGGCAGAGAGGAUCUGGCCGACAGCCUCAUCAGCUCCUCGCUGUUCCUCCGUUUCAUGUGUCCGGCAAUCAUGUCACCUUCGCUUUUCAACCUGACUCAAGAAUAUCCAGCAGAACGCACCUCGCGGACUCUUACACUUAUUGCCAAGGUCAUGCAGAACUUGGCCAGCUUCAGCAAGUUUGGACCUAAGGAGGAAUAUUUGUACUUUAUGAAUGAAUUCCUGGAAAUGGAGUGGGGCUCCAUGCAGCAGUUCCUCUACGAAAUCUCCAACAUGGACGCCGGAGGGAACGCCGGAGGUUUCGAGGGCUACAUCGACCUCGGCAGGGAGCUGUCCAUGCUUCACAGUCUGCUGUGGGAGGUCAUGGGGCAGCUUAGCAAGGACGCCAUUCUCAAACUGGGUCCGCUACCUCGGCUGCUGAAUGACAUCAGCGUGGCCCUGCGCAACCCCCAGCUGCACGCCGUCACCAACCACCAGCCCGAGCGGCCCAAGGACAGACUCUUCUCUCGGCCCACGUUCAAUCGCCUCAUGUCCUCCGACUUCCAGAGCUUGAUGAUGCGCGACUUAAACAGUUCCAUAGACAUCUCCCGCCUGCCGUCGCCGCCCACCGUUUCGGCCGUCGAGUCCCUGUCGUCCAACCUCAACAUGAGGCGUCAGGCCGAACGAGACCUGCGCUCAUCCCGUGAAGUGUUUUACGUGACUCGACCCCCGCUGGCUCGAUCCAGUCCGGCUUACUGCACCAGCAGUUCGGACAUCACGGAACCCGAUCCUAAGGUUCACAGUGUGAACAAAAGCGUGUCAAUGAUGGACCUCCAAGACUCGCGCAUGAACAGCAUCUCCAACCUGAACUCUGUUGGGGACAUGUUAACCUCCUCCCAGGCCUCCAUCGCCGGCUUGGGCCACAGCUUUAGCAACUUGGGCGGCCCCCUCCGCAUGGGUGGCUCCGGCCUGAGGCUGAGCCAGAUGGGCCACAUCGGCGGCCCCACCGAAUCCAUCUCCCAGCAGCAACAGCAGGCAGCGGCGGCCAUGAACUACCCGCUGUCUUUCCAGAAUCCUCUCUUCCACCUGGCGGCGCAGAACUCGCCGGCUCAUCCUCCGCCGCCGCCCCUCCUGCUGGCACCGGAACCGGAGAACGGCCACCACGACUACACGCCGGCAUUCGGCAAUAACGUCUUCUCCCGCAGUGAAGAUUUAUCGGCGCUACGGUCUCAGAACAGCCUGGUUCAGCCUAGCAUCGUCCACUCGCAUAGCUAUAGCGACGACUUUGCCCGGCAGAACCAGAACGACUUUGUCUGGCACCAGCUCUCUCUCCAAGUGCAGGAGUCCCUCCAGCAGCAGCACAUGAUGGGCGUGGCUUCUCAGACGGCCACCGGAACAGGCACGCCCGCCUCCUUGGCCACGCCUCCUACGACCGUUCACCCCGUGCGCCAGUCCUCCAUCGCUCCUCAGCUCCUCAAGUCCCAACGCUCCAUCAACAACCCGGCGACUGCUACGCCACCCAAGGCCCGACCCCAAAGCAGGAACCUCCUACUGGAAUCCACUGACACCAACUUCAUUCAGGCUAAACAGCGGCAAACGCAACCGCAACAACAACAGCAACCUACGCAAACUCAGCAGCAAGAGACUACGACGGACAGUCCGGCUCCUGGUUUGCCGUUUCAGACAGGAGCCUCCAAGGAGAAUCAGAAUCCGUCCUCCGUCGCUACCGCCGCGGCCGAGGACUCGACGGACACGCCAACCAAAAGCGGGAAAAAGUCACAACAGCUGCAGCCUCCACAACAACAUCUGCUGAAGCCACUGGGCAACAAGCAGGGCUCUCAGUCCAACUUAAAUGAACGCACCGUAGCUUGGGUGUCUAACAUGCCUCAUCUUUCCGCUGACAUUGAGAGCCUGCGCCCUGACCGCGAGGGCCAGCUCAAGGAGUACUCCAAAAGCAUGGACGAAUCCCGUCUGGAGAGGGUGAGAGAGUAUGAGGAGGAGAUCCACUCUCUGAAGGAGCGUCUGAAAAUGUCCCAUCGCAAGCUGGAGGAGUACGAGCAGCGGCUAGCGUCGCAGGAGCAGCAAACCAGCAAGAUUCUUCAGCAGUACCAGUGCCGCCUUGAGGACAGCGAGCGCCGUCUCAAGCAGCAACAAGUGGAGAAGGACUCUCAAAUCAAAGGCAUCAUUAACAGACUCAUGGCUGUGGAAGAUGAGCUGAGAGGGGGCGCCAUUCCUGAUAUUAAGCCUCGAAUCCUCACAGACCAGUCUAUCAGCCAGGGGUAUGGGGGCCUCCCAGGAUCCUGACUGCCACUACGAAAGCGACCAGGAUCCGUGAUGGUCAUCCAAGUGUGAGCGCAAAACCGCCCCAGACAGACUCCACUUGAAGAUCUGCUUGCCAGUCAAGUAGGACCACACACAUUAAGGCUCCUAGUCGCUUCAAAACUUUUCAAAGAACUUUUGACAAUCACUUGAAGGGGACACCAAUUUGUACAAAGACUCCAACUUGAGCUAACAUUCCAUGUUUUUUGAGCUAAACCUACGCGGGGAUGAAGACUCGGGGGGGAAUCUGGUUACAAGCAGCACUUGAAAAUGUAGAAGCACACAAAAACAGGAAUUAGGUGGGUAGGAUUUUUAUUUAUUUACACUACUGACACAAAAAAUGCUUUCAUGUGACAUAUUAGGAUUUCAGUAUGAGCCUGUACAGGUCAGAGUGCAUUAACGCUCAUCCUGAAAUUUCCACUGAAAGCCCAAUAAUAACAUUUUUUGUGAGUAGUGCAUGAUUAUCAGUGGUUCAGAUUUUUUUUGCAUCCCUUUACCGCACAUUUUACUUUUAUGUUGUGCUGGAUUGAAGGAAGGCCUCUGUAAAAAUGCAACUUCAUUUUGCUCGUUUAUCAUUUUUUAAUUUUAAACAAACCAAAAAAAUUUAAAUUUCCUGUCUGCUUCCUUUUUUGGCUCCAAUACUGCCUCUACAGGCUUGCUGGCCCAACUUCUAUCCACCACUACUACGCAUCAGCGCUGUUUAUUACAGAGUAAUAAAAUAAGUGUGAAAAUACCAGCUAUCGUGGACCAUGUGUCCAGUAUAACAACCCGCCAAAGUACAUACAGUACAUGUAAAUAUAACAAUCAACUUGACUUGAAGAUGAAAUAUUAGUUCUGUAUAGCACUUAACGACUAGAGAUCGUAAAACUAAAAUUGUUCAACAGUAUAAAUAGUUUAUUUGGAUGGAAAUCCUCGUCUUUCAAUGACUAUAAAUACCGUACUUCCUCAAGUAGAAAAUGAACACCUGCCUCAAGGAAACACUGGUUGGUUGCACGCAGUUUAAAGCCUGUUGCUAACCAAAACAGCAGAACUUACUAAACAGUCUAUGUGUAUUUUAAACAGUAUUAGUAAUGCAGUAAACUAAAAUUUCAUGAAAAAUAUAUUUAGAAGUCUAUUUGUGGAAAUACGGUAAGCAAGGAAGAAAUAUCUGCUUCCAGGAUGUUAACAUAGAUAAUUGUCACCAUUGUCUAUGGACUUUAUUUCUAUAUUUUUUUGCAAUACUGUUCCUCUAAAACCUAUACUGACUCAUCUGCUGGUGAAUUAUCAAUGUGCAUGUGCUUUUUAAAACGCGAGGAUUAGUAAGCUAUAUAUUAUGAUGUUCAUUUUUCCAAACAAGAUUUCCUGCCUUUUUGGCAUUAUACACCGUGAAGGACGGAACGGUGAAGACAACUAGGGUAAAUGGAUGCAGGGUAAUAAGAUAUACAGCAACAACCCCAACAGGAGAACAGGUGUAACAUUUGUAUAUUAAGCGUCUCUUUUGUAGUCGGGUUAUGAAUUAAUACUGUGUUGUACCUAUGAGUCAUUUCUAUUACAAAGUUGAUGAAUUGCUCUUUUAACCUCUUGCCUUUAAAACGUUUUCUUUCAACAUGAAUAGCAUCUAUACAAAGGUUUUUAUGUUUGUAACAGAAACGUACAUAAAUGGACAUUAGUAUUCAAAUGCACAUUAAGUGAUACUACUAUAAAGGCAUUUUUAUGAAUUACAUAGUUUGAUGUAGGCCUGGCUCCUAAACUGGCGAGUGUAUUAUCUAAUAUCUAUUCUUAUAUGUAUUCAAGUAAUCAAAGGCAGUCAGGCAUGGACAUGUUGUACAAACGUAAACAGAUUCUCUACUGUAAAGUAUUAUGAUAAAACUCUUCAGAGCUAUAUUCUGUAGAGAGAGGUAUUCAUACAAUAAUGAUUUGCUGUUUUAAAAUAUAUAUGUUUAUUUUUUUGCUAUUAUGGUAUUGUUUUUAUUCUCCUGUGGGGCAAAAUACAAAGAGGAAAUAUGAAAGUGAAUUUUUGGACCUUAGGGGCUUACUUUAUGCUAAUGUAAUUUAGUUGUUUUUUUUUGUGUUUUUUUUAAACAACAACAUGGUUUUAUUCAUUAUUUUAAAACAUUACUUUGAUUUAACUUUUAACUAACAUUUUUUUUUGGGUGUGUACUUUUGGGGAAAAUACCCAUUUAAACAAUUUCAAAUAGACUUUUAUUUAAUUGUUUGAAUGUUAUUUUGACUAUUUAAAAAAAAAAAAACGACUUUCAUUUGAAUGACAUAUUUUGCUCAUGUGUUUUAAAGCAACACUUGGUAACUGUUCAGUUAUGGUUGAUUUUAGCGACGCCGGUGGGAAAAAUGCGGUAGUGUUUUGCCUUAAGGAAGACUGCAUUUCCCAUGAGGACUAGCGCUGCGUUUCGUAUUGUGUCGUAAAAUCAUGAUGGUCACCUGCUGAUGGAUUAAACAAGAUUUCUGUUUCCAGCUGCUGUGUCAAGGAUGAAAAGUCAUAAGGUAAUGAAUCCAGUUGUGGCUAAACAAUAGCAUAUGACGGUUAGCAACCGUGUGGCUUAAUGUGGCUAACCCCCACACCCCACUCGAAUUCGUCAGCGCUCAGGGUGGAGUGAAUGCAGGGCCAAUGCUUAUUCUGUAUAUCUUGGUAGCCUCCCUUUCUUUUUCCUGUCUCUGUUGCUCUGCAAUAUUUGCGGAAUUCGCUCAAAAGCGUGAGUAUCGACUUUUUUCUUUAUACAGUGCUAGCCAAAAGUAUUGGCACCCUUGCAAUUCUGUCAAAUAAUGUUCAAUUUCUCCCAGGAAUUGAUUGCGAUUACAAAUGCUUAGGUAGUAACAUCUUCAGUUGUUUUGCUCCCAAUGAAAAAACACAAGAGAGAAUUAAAAAAAAAAAAAAAAAAAAAUCAUUAUCAUUUUACACAAAACUCCAAAAUUGGGCUGGACAAAAGUAUUGGCACCCUUUGAAAAAUCAUGUGAUACUACUCCAAUUUUUGUAAUUAACAGCACCUGUUACUUAUCUGUGGCACAUAACAAGUGGUGGCAAUAACUAAAUCACACUUGCAGCCAGUUAACAUGGAUUAAAGUUGACUCAACCUCUGUCCUGUGUCCUUCUGUGUACCACAUUGAGCAUGGAGAAAAGAAAGAAGACCAAAGAACUGUCUGAGGACUUCAGAAGCAAAAUUAUGAGGAAGCAUGGGCAAUCUCAAGGCUAAAAGUCCAUCUCCAAAGACCUGAAUGUUACUGUGUCUACCGUGCGCAGUGUCAUCAAUAAGUGUAAAGCCCAUGGCACUAUGGCUAACCUCCCUUGAUGUGGACGGAAAAGAAAAAUUGACGAGACAUUUCAACGAAAGAUUGUGCGGAUGGUGGAAAAAUAACCUCGACUAACAUCCAAACAAAUUCAAGCUGUCCAGCAGUCCAAGGGUACAACAGUGUCAACCCGUACUAUCCGUCGGCAUCCUGACUGAAACGGGACUCCAUGGUAGGAUACCCAGGAAGACCCCACUUCCAACCCAGAGACAUACAAAAGCCAGGUUGGAGUUUGCCAAAACAUACCUGAGACAGCCAAAAACGCUUUGGAAGAAUGUUCUCUGGUCAGAUGAGACAAAAGUAGAGCUUUUUGGGAAAAGGCAUCAAAAUAGAGCUUACAGGACAAAAAUUAAGCCUUCAAAGAAAAGAACACGGUCCCCACAGUCGAACAUGGAGGAUCUUCCCUGAUGUUUUGGGGUUGCUUUGCAGCCUCUGGGACUGGAGUGCUUGACCAUGAGCUUGGCAUUAUGAAGUCUGACUACGAACAAAUUUUGCAGCAUAAUGUAGGGCCCAGUGUGAGAAAGCUGGGUCUCCCUCAGAGGUCAUGGGUCUUCCAGCAGGCCAAUGACCCAAAACACACUUCAAAAAGCACUAGAAAAUGAUUUAAGUGAAAGCACUGGAGACUUCUAAAGUGGCCAGCAAUGAGUCCAGACCUGAAUCCCAUAGAACACCUGUGGAGAGAUCUAGAAAUAGCAGUUUGGAGAUGGCACCCUUCAAUUCUCAUAGACCUGGAGCAGUUUGCCAAAGAAGAAUGGUCUAAAAUUCCAGCAGAGCAUUGCAAGAAACUCAUUGAUAGAUACCGGAAGCGGUUGUUCGCAGUUGUUUUGUCUAAAGGUUGUGCUACCAAGUAUUAGGCUGAGGGUGCCAAUACUUUUGUCCGGCCUAUUUUUGGAGUUUUGUGUAAAAUGUAGGGCUGUCAAACGAUUAAAAUUUUUAAUCGAGUUAAUUACAGCUUAAAAAUUAAUUAAUCGUAAUUAAUCGCAAUUCAAACCAUCUAUAAAAUUUGCCAUAUUUUUCUGUAAAUUAUUGUUGGAAUGGAAAGGUAAGACACAAGAUGGAUAUAUACAUUCAACAUACGGUACAUAAGGACUGUGUUUAUUAUAACAAUAAAUCAACAAGAUGGCAUUAACAUUAACAUUCUGUUAAAGCGAUCCAUGGAUAGAAAGACUUGUAUUUCUUAAAAGAAAAAUGUUAGUACAAGUUAUAGAAAUUAUAUAUUAAAACCCCUCUUAAUGUUUUUGUUUUAAUAAAAUUUGUAAAAUUUUCAAUCAAAAAAUAAACUAGUAGCCCGCCAUUGUUGAUGUCAAUAAUUACUUACACAAUGCUCAUGGGUGCUGAAGCCUAUAAAAUCAGUCGCACCCAAGCGCCAGCAGAGGGCGGUAAAACUCCAUAAAACACAAGUGAGCAUUUCACUGUACUGUCAUUUAAAUCUGUCUGAGCGGGCAUGUGCGUUAAUUGCGUCAAAUAUUUUAACAUGAUUAAUUUAAAAAAUAUUAACGCCCGUUAACGCGAUAAUUUUGACAGCCCUAGUAAAAUAAUUAUUUAAUGUUUUUUUUUUCAUUCUAUUUUGUGUUUUUUUCAUUGCAAGCAAAAUAAAUGAAGAUAUUACUAUCAAACAUUUGUAAUUGCAAUCAUUUUCUGGGAGAAAUUGAGCAUUAUCUGAUAGAAUUGCAGGGGUGCCAAUACUUUUGGCCAGCAGUGUAUGCCGUGCAUGAAGCAGUCAGCACAUUUGUAUUUUUUUUUUUUUGUGUAGCAGAGUUGCUACCAUCAUUCAACUAGUUGUCAGUCGACAUAUCACAAAUGGUAUGAAAAUAAAUUGAAAAGUCACCUGGUGUUGCUUUAAAUUUGAUUUUAAAAAUUCUGUUUCAUUAGAUUUGUAUUAUCUUUUCAGAAUGAUAUUUUAAGUUUGUAAAAUUGUAAUUUCAUGUAUAUCCCUCGUCCUCCCCUCGGGUCUAGCAACAGCCAGUCAGGAAGUGACCUGACCAAAAAUGUAAUAAUCAAUGCCCUGAGAUUCCCCAUGUACUCAGAAAUACAUAUUUAAAGGUUUCAAAACUUACAUGUCGCUGCUCUUACACUAGGCUGUCAGAUAAGUAAACCUAAGCCUAGCUGCUUCUUUUCUUCUUCUAUUUUUGAAUUUUUAAAAAUAUUUUUUGACACCUUAAUGUCUUGCACAGGCCAAUCCAGGAAAAUACCAUUCUAAUAUUUGAAAAGAAAUGUACAAGGUAUAAUUUAAUAAUCUGCAAGUGUUCUUCAACUUCUUAUCAACAAAACUACCGUUGUUUUACUUUUCUGUUAUCCUUUUUGGGCAAGUUCCAUUAACAUGUUAAUCAGAGUGUGUUUACAAGUUUUUGGUCAGACUUUCAGAUGUUCAGUGUGGAACACAAGAGAUAAUCUUUAAUUUCUCUGCUGUCAAAAAGCACAAAAAAUGUAUUGAAAGCAUAAUCUUUUAGGAAUAAUAAAUUAAGCACUUUUAUCGUAACAUUUUAUUUAUAUGGAAAAAUUUUCUUUUGGUAGAAAAAAAUUGUCUGAAACAUGACACAAUAUAUUUAUGUGCCAUCUGGCUGACACCUCAUAAAGCACAUGAAAUAUUCUGUAUUUUUUAAAUUAUAAUUGAGUAUGACAUAUUUAUGUUUUUAAAAAUGGAUGUAUAGAGUAUUUAUUUCUUGGCAGCUAAUUAUUCUGCACUAUUGACUUAGUGUGCUACAGAUGCUCUAACUUUUUUUUUCUUUUCUUGGGCCUCCUGGAUGUAACGUGUUCAUUAACUUGACAUUUGCUUUAAAACAAGCCAUGCCCCCCAUUGAUAAAAGCCAUAUCCUCCCCCCGAUGUUGUAUGGUGGAUGUUCGAUGUAUGAACAUUUUUUCUUUUUUUUUUUUUUUUUUAAUUUUAGUUAAUAACAGUAAUUGUUGUAGGAAUGAUUGCGCUUGUAAUUAUGAUAAUCGGUGUACGUGGGUUGAUACGAUUUGUUUGAAACUUAAAAGGAAUGUAUUUAAAGGUUUGAGUGAUUUAAAUAAAGUAACAUUCAAA